ACGAUAACGACGCCGUUGGCUGCUCGCUGAGGGACGGAGGUGGAGCGCCACCUUCGUGCCACCUCGCCCACUGACCGCAUCGCGCCACCCGCACCCUGUCGACACCCGAGACCCGAGACCAUCGGCCGCAGCGGGAUCCCCGACGAGCUCCUCGGACACGAUGGACCAAUUUCUCUUUCUGUUAGCCUGCGUGCUCGUAUCCAAUUAUUUACAUCCGUGGAGAGGCGCCGAUGCCGAAUCAAUGUUCACGAUACGAAACAUCAGGAUAUCUCUUGAGCCCGGGUCCGAUGUGAUGAGGGGCACCAACGUGACUGUGAGGUGUCAGGCGCUGGUCAGCAGCUCAGGCACGGCGCCGCUAAGUCGCGAAUACACAAUCUACAAGGACCGCAUCACAGUGUACACAAAGACCACCAGCAGCUCGGGGGACCUCAUGUACCGCCUCCCUGACGCCAGAGUGUCCAACACGGGCAAAUACAAGUGUAAGAUCGCCAUUCAAGGCCGGGAGCUGAACAGCGAGGCCAAAAAACUCACAGUCACAGGUCUAUCUGCACCUCUCCUUCAUUUGAACAACGCUGUUGUCAGUGAGGGAGAGGAGCUGACAGCCAGGUGCUCGGCGCCCGGAGAGACGGGUCCGAUCAUUUUCUACUUCUACGACGGCGCCAAGGAGAUCCUGGAGGACAGCGUCAACUCCAACCUGUCCGAAGUCAAGCUUCACUUCAAAAGUGUGGGCAUACACAAGAUGUACUGUUUCUACACCGUCAUGUUGACCUCCUUCGUCGUCAAGUCUAACAGCAGCAACGCUGUCACCGUUACGGUCAAGGAGCUUUCCAUCACGCCAGUUUUGGAUAUUUUCCCAUUCAAGAAUAUCUACGAAGGGGACAAACUUGACAUUAUGUGCACCGUCAGAGACGUCGUACCCGGCGUGCAUGGGAAUGUUCGCCUCUACCUGAGCCGCGGGACCCAACUUCUCAGCAGGGGGGACACCAAUGUCAACCACAGCAUGAUCGCUUUGGCCAAGGACUCUGAGGAGUUCGAGUGCAGAAUGGAGAUGGAAAAUGUGGUGAAAGUCGACACGAAAAGGAUUUCGGUGACUGAGCUCUUUUCAGUGCCCACACUUACCAUGUCUCCAAGAGAAGUCUUUCAAAGGGAAUACAUGACUCUGAGCUGCAAAAGUGAGAGCUUGGCUUCGGAGAGGCUCCGCAGGGAAGAAUUGACUUACACUUUGGAGCCCCCAGAGAGCCCCCUGAUCCCAAAGAGCACCGGAGUAUUUUUUGGAAAAGCUCUGCUCUACGAUUUCAACUACACCUGCGUCGCUCAGGCCAAGGGCAUCCGGAAAUAUAGCAAACCUUUGACGGUCCAUCCCAAAGUCAUGGUGUCAACACCGAAGAUCUCGGUGGUUGGUAAGGCGGUGCUGGGACGCCCCUUUAAGGUCCUGUGUGAGUCGGACAGAGGCAGCCUGCCCAUCAACUACACUUUGCUGAAGGAGUACGAGCAGCUGAGCACGGCCAGUAUCAAAAUGCCUUCGGAACAGGCUCUGUUCACCGUCACAAUCAACCAGGCUGGGGAAAUAAACAAGUUCAUGUGUGAGGCCAAGAACAGUCAGAAGGAAGCGCCGCUCAGCAAAAGAUUGGAUGCUCCUGUUGUUGUGCCGCUGUCUCAUCCGACCCUCACAGUUAUCCCCGUCUUGCCGGAAAUUGCAGAGGGAGAUCAUCUUUUCCUCAUCUGCGGGGUGAAAGGCACCCCACCAAUCACCUUUAAGUGGUAUCAUGACGGCACCAGCAGCCCGAUCUUCACCACCACCUCAGACAAGAACAGUACAGACUACCAGAUUCAAGCUCUGGCCAAACAUGACAGCGGCACCUACUACUGCGAGGCCAUCAAUCCCGCCAAGAAUGUAGUCCGUAGCGCACCGGUCAUCAUCGAGGUGCGCCUGGCCCUGUGGAAAAAAGCGGUGAUCGGGGGCUUCUGCCUGCUGGUGGUGUUGGUGCUGGUGGUGGUGUUUGUGCUGUGCUUCAGGUCCAAGAGAGGUAAAAGGGAAGCACCUGCUGAAUUGUCAGUAAAGCCUUCGAGCCCUAAAUCAGAUGACUCUUUAACAGUGAGUCUAACCCGCGACACAGAGGUUAAUAAUGCAGCCCCAGGUAAAAUGGAGAGAGUCGAUAUCAGCGUGUGGAGCGAGCGUCCGCCUGAAGCAGCCAAUGAGGAGGAGACCAGCAUGAUAUCCAAUGAGCCUGAUGUGGAGUACACUGAGGUUGUGCAUCCUCAGCCUGCAGACCCCUCCCGAGCACCUCUGAGGAAAGGCACAGAAACGAUUUACAGCGAACUCCAGAACUCUCCACACGGUGCUGAGGACCAUCACGGCUACGGCUCUGUGGAGUAUGCUGAUGUGGUGAGCAAUGGGGAGCAACACGAGAUGAAUCAUUAUCCAUUAGAGCACAACAGCUGCCAGGAUCUGCCGGUUCCAGUGGAUUAGUCAGCUAAAGAUUCAUCAUCACCAUCAUCGUCAUCACCACACAACAAUUCGCCUGUCGCAUGUUCUGUAGCCCCGCUGACCUUCCUAUCAGCAACAUACAGUGAAGAAAAUAAGUAUUUGAACACCCUGCUGUAUUGCAAGUUAUCCCACUUAGAAAUCAUGAAGGGGUCUGAAAUUGUCAUCGUAGGCGCAUGUCCACUGUGAGAGAGAUAAUCUAAAAAGAAAAAUGCAAAAAUCACAAUGUAUGAUUUUUUUUUUACGUUUUAUUUGUGUGAUACAGCUGCAAAUAAGUGUUUGAACACCUGAGAAGACCAAGGUUAGCCUUUGAUUGCAAUUACAGAGGUCAAACGUUUCCUGUAGUUGUUCACCAGGUUUGCACACACUGCAGGAGGGAUUUUGGCACACUCCUCCACACAGAUAUUCUCUAGAUCAGACAGGUUUCUGGGCUGUCGCUGAGAAACGCGGAGUUUCAGCUCCCGCCAAAGAUUUUCUAUUGGCUUUAGGUCUGGAGACUGGCUAGGCCACGCCGGAACCUUGAUAUGCUUCUUACGGAGCCACUCCUUGAUUUUCCUGGCCACGACGCUUCUUCAUUGCUCUGACCGAGGGAAAGAAAUUGUUCCCCAAAAUGUCACAAUACAUGGCCGCGGUCAUCUUCUCCUUAAUACAGUGCAGUCAUCCCAAGAGGUGAUAUCUUGCAUGGGACUCCAGUUCGAUUGAGAUUGACCAUCUUGUUUAGCUUCUUCCUUUCUCUAAUGAAUGCUCCAACAGUCCACCUUUUUUUACCAAGCUGCUUGGCAAUUUCGGCGUAGCCCUUUCUAGCCAUGUGCAGUUAUACAAUUUUGUCUCUGGUGUCUUUGGACAGCUCUUUGGUCUUGGCCAUGAUACAAGUUUGAGUCUUACUGAUUAUAUGGGGUGGACAGUUGUUUUUAUGCAGCUAAUGACCCCUCACACAGGUGCAUCUGAUUCAGGAUACUACACGGACUGGAGGUGGACUUUUAAAGGCGGACAAACAGGUCUUUGCGGGUCAGAAUUUUAGCUGAUAGAGAGGUUUUCAAAUACCUAUUUGCAGCUGUAUCACACUAAUAAAUCAUUUUAAAAAAUCAUCCCUCGUGAUUUCUGGAUUUUUCUUUUUAAAUUAUCUCUCUCACAGUGGAAAUGCACCUACGAUGAAAAUUUCAGACCCCUCCAUAUUUUCUCAGUGGGAGAACUUGCAAUAUACUUAAUUCAUUAAUUACAUAAUUCACUGUAAAUCACUGCUGUAAAUAUUUGCUCAUGAAUAAAGGCAUGUCAUUGUUGUUGUGUUGUGCCAGUGUUUGCGGCCAAGAUAUAGCAGUAAUAUUUAGCAACUUUGAGCAACGUUUUCAUUUCCUCAGUAUUCAAUUUGCACCAAAAAGCUUGAUUUUUAUUCAUUUGAAUGUGUCAUUUUUUUUGUACUGUUCAUUAGGGUCAUGGGUGAUCUAUACAG
Messenger RNA from Syngnathoides biaculeatus (alligator pipefish), 3935 nucleotides. It is a transcript of the gene pecam1b, whose product is annotated as platelet and endothelial cell adhesion molecule 1b. The record is from RefSeq and is a predicted model, not a curated record. Gene Ontology annotation, molecular function: transmembrane signaling receptor activity. NCBI's taxonomy places the organism in Eukaryota, Metazoa, Chordata, Actinopteri, Syngnathiformes, Syngnathidae. Gene Ontology annotation, biological process: cell surface receptor signaling pathway. The transcript has 16 exons. Bases 161 to 2470 code for a protein of 769 amino acids.